Molecule: messenger RNA, 2853 nt
Organism: Pezoporus occidentalis (night parrot)
Lineage: Eukaryota; Metazoa; Chordata; Aves; Psittaciformes; Psittacidae
Gene: SALL2
Product: spalt like transcription factor 2
Exons: 6
Coding region: 1-2853 (950 amino acids)
Biological process (GO): regulation of transcription by RNA polymerase II
Cellular component (GO): nucleus
Molecular function (GO): DNA-binding transcription factor activity, RNA polymerase II-specific; RNA polymerase II cis-regulatory region sequence-specific DNA binding
Source: RefSeq, a predicted model, not a curated record
AUGGACUCGGACCCCCACCGCCCACCCCAGAGCCCCCCCCACGCCUUGGCCCCCCCCUUGAACCUGCCCUUGAUCCUGGAGGAGCUCCGCGUCCUGCAGCAGCGCCAGCUCCACCAGCUCCAGCUGACCGAGGACAUUUGCCGCCAGGUUCUCCUCUUGGGCACCCUCCAGCCCCACAAGAGCCCCCUCCUGCCCCCCAAGCCGGCCCUCUUCCACCUCCUGCCCCCUUUCCGCCCGCCGGCACCGCCGCAACCACCGGGCGGGCGGCGCGAGUGCACCGUGUGCGGCAAGGCCCCGGGCGCCCGCCAGCCCCACGCGCCCGAGCGGCCCCACCGCUGCCCCGUGUGCGGCAACCGCUUCGCCGCCCGCGGCAGCCUCAAGGCCCACUGCCAGCGGCACCGCCAGCGCCCCCCGCACGUGGCCGCGGGCCCCCCGCCAGCCCCACAGCGCCUCCAGCUCCUCCUGCCCGCCACGGCCGUGGCGGCGGCGGUGGCGGCGGCGGGCAAGGGGGCAGAGGGUAACGGGGGCAAGCAACAGGGCAAUGGGGGCAACCAAGUCAACAGGGGCAACCAAGUCAAUAGGAGCUACCAGCUGGCCAAUGGGGGCAACCAGGUCAGUGGGAGCACCCAAGUCAACGUGGGCAACCAACCACUCAGUGGAGGCAACCAACCAACCAAUGGGGGCAACCAGGUCAGUGUGGGCAAGCAACCACUCAGUGGGGGCAACCAAGUCAAUGUGGGCAACCAACCACUCAGUGGAGGCAACCAACCAACCAAUGGGGGCAACCAAGUCAGUGUGGGCAAGCAACCACUCAAUGGGGGCAACCAAGUCAACGUGGGCAACCAACCCCUCAGUGGAGGCAACCAUCCAACCAAUGGGGGCAACCAGGUCAGUGUGGGCAAGCAAGUCAACGUGGGCAACCAACCACUCCAUGGGGGCAACCAAGUCAACGUGGGCAACCAACCACUCCAUGGGGGCAACCAAGUCAACGUGGGCAACCAACCAACCAAUGGGGGCAACCAGGUCAGUGGGAGCAACCAACAGGCCAAUGAGGGCAAGCAACCACUCAAUGGGGGCAAGCAAGUCAGCGUGGGCAACCAGCCACUCAAUGGAGGCAACCAACCUCUCAACGGGGGCAACCAAGUCAAUGGGAGCGAGCAAGUCAAUGUGGGCAACCAACCAACCAAUGGAGGCAACCAGGUCAGUGGGGGCAAGCAGCCACUCAAUGGGGGCAACCAAGUCAACGUGAACAACCAGCCACUCAAUGGAGGGAACCAACCAACCAAUGGGGGCAAGCAAGUCAGCGUGGGCGACCAACCACUCAGUGGAGGCAACCAAGUCAAUGGGAACAACCAAGUCAAUGGGAGCAGCCAAGAGGUCAGUGGGGGCAAGCAAGUCAAUGUGGGCAACCAACCACUCAAUGGGGGCAACCAAGUCAAUGUGGGCAACCAACCACUCAAUGGGGGCAACCAAGUCAAUGUGGGCAACCAACCACUCAAUGGAGGCAACCAAGUCAAUGUGGGCAACCAAAUCAAUGGGGGCAAGCGACCACUCAAUGGGGGCAACCAACAUGUCAAUGAGGGCAACCAAGUCAAUGUGGGCAACCAACCACUCCAUGGGAGCAACCAAGUCAAUGGGAGCAACCAAGUCGAUGGGGGCAGCCACCCGCUCAGUGGGGCCACCCAACCGCUUAAUGGGGGCACCCAAGUCAAUGAGGGCAACCAAGAGUUGAACGUGGCCACUCACGAUCUCAAUGGGAGCAAGCAACUGGUCGAUGUGGGUGCCCAAGAGGUCAAUGGGAGCCCCCAGGAAGUCAAGGUGGGUGCCCAAGAGGUCAACGUGGGCGCUCAGCAUCAUGGUGGGGCCGGCCAAGGCCAUGUGGGCACCCAGCUGGGCGAUGUGGGCAACCGACAAGGCAAUGGGAGCACCCAACAGGUCAACCCAAGCACCCAUCAGGUCAAUGUGAGCACCCAGCCCAUCAACCCAAGCACCCAUCAGGUCAAUGUGAGCACCCAGCCCAUCAACCCAAGCACCCAACAGGUCUUCAAGGGCACCCAAGCCAUCAACCCAAGCACCCAACAGGUCAACAUGGGCACCCCUCAAGUCAACGUGGGCACCCAACAGGUCAACGUGGUCACCCAACAGGUCAACGUGGGCACCCAACAGGUCAACCCAAGCACCCACCAGGUCAAUGGGGGCACCCAUCAAGUCAACAUGGGCACCCAACAGGUCAACGUGGGCACCCACCAGGUCAACCCAGGCACCCACCAGGUCAACGUGGGCACCCACCAGGUCAAAGGGGGCACCCAACAGGUCAGCGUGGGCACCCACCAGGUCAACCCAAGCACCCACCAGGUCAACGUGGGCACCCAACAGGUCAACGUGGGCACCCACCAGGUCAACCCAAGCACCCACCAGGUCAACGUGAGCACCCAACAGGUCAACGUGGGCACCCAGCAGGUCAAUGGAGGCACCCAUCAAGUCAACGUGGGCACCCACCAGGUCAACAUGAGCACCCAUCAAGUCAAUAGGAGCCCCCACCUCAACCUCGCCGCCUUCCCCAAGCUCCGGCUGCUGUCGGGCGCCGACGGGCGCGACCAGAACCCAUGGCCCCUCUUCCGCCCCCCAUCACCGUCACCAUCAUCAUCGUCAUCAUCGUCAUCAUCGUCAUCAAUGGAGGCCCAAUGGCACCGAGGGGGCUCAGGGGACAAAAUGGCGGCCGUUGCCAGGGAGACGGUGCGCAAGAUGGCGGCGGUUGCCAUGGAGACGGAGGUAGCAUCCAAGAUGGCGACGGUUGCCAUGGAGAUAAGGGGUAGCGUUCAAGAUGGCGUAGACGUACGCGCCCGCCCCUAA